AAGACGUACGUUCACUCCAUCCGAGUCUGUCGAGUGUGUUGCAUCGUUCCAUCCUCCCCUCCCGGUUUGCUGAUUAUCACAACAACUCUCUCUCUCUCUCUCUUUCACGUAUUUUCAUUGUCUUCGGAGACGUUUAAAGAUUGGUUUCCUUUUCGUUGGAACUGAAAAUAUCGCCCCAAGUGCUUCUUUCUUCAGGGACGGGGGUUCCAAUUUUUGUCGUGCUGAUUCAUUUUCGCCAAUCGGAAGAACAUGAAGUCGUCUUGCAGUUUAACAGUGGUUGUGCUUACCUUGUUGGCGCUGACUGUAGGCGCACGAGCCUUGUCGCUCGAUGAUGAUUACGACGAAGAGGAGCUGCUGAUUGCGGAGGCCCUUAAAGGCAGCGUCGAAGAGGUGUCGAGCAGACGACCGUCUUCGGCCAAUCGUGGACAGCAGAGGCGAGUGUUUUCAUCCGGAGAAGAGGAACAGCUGAUCAGCAUCCCGCCCGUCCUUGUCACCAACUGGGGACUGGCUCUGGUCGAUGGGGCCGAGAUAAAAAAGGUGUUGGACGAGGAGAACGAUAUCGGCAUCUCGUUCGAGGAACUCAGCCAAUUCCAACUGGAAUUCGGCAAGAGGACGGACAACACCAAGAAGCGCAAGGGCAAUCUAUUCAACCCGCCUGGAUCGCAGGUGAAACUGAGCAAUUCCAACGAUCAAAUCAACACCAUCAUCCGUACCAAAGCCAAGGCUAAAUUGAACAUCACCGCUGCUGCCUUGGAUGAGACGGAAGGCAUCCGCCAGCCGCAAUUCUUACGCAAAAUCACCGACAGUGCCAAGAGCACCGGAGUCAAUGAAUUAAAGGCCAUCGAAGUUGAGAGCAUCAAACCGACCGUCACUGUCAAGCCGGCCGUUUCCGGCGAGUUGUCCAAGUUCCUGGACCUGGAACAAUCAACAACAACCACCGCAACUACCACAACAACGGAAAAUCCAUCGACUUUGUUCCCAACUUUCCCUCGCAAUCGAGUCAGAACAACAACAACAUCAAUUGCUCCGACGACCGUUGAAGCUGUGACGGAUGUUCCAGUCGAGCAAGUGGCAGCCAGUACAACAACCGAGGCCGCACCAAUUACCACAGUUGCAUCCACCACGUUCGAACCUGUGACAUCAACGACUCGGCUCCCACCACGCAGCAGCACGCCGAUGAAUCCAUCGAUUUUCGCACGCAGUUCUUUCUCACCGAUCACGUUCUCUUUGACGACCGAAAGGCCUUCUGUCCCGUUGACGACUGUCGAUUCGACCCUAACGGAGGGAUCUGUUACAACCACAUCGAUCCCCACGACCACUAACGAAGAUGACGAAAUCACUGAAGAUGACAUCGAAGAUCCUGAGACGAUUUCAGAAGCUGCCAUCGUCAAUAGUUUCGAAUCGAGCAGAGAGGGCAGCACGGGUCGUGUCAAGGAAACUGGAUCCCGAUUGUUCGGUUCGGGACGUAUCAGAUCCACCACCACCGCAGCAACAACAACAACAGUCCAGUCAUCGGAAGAUCCGGUUGUGACCGUCCAAUCGGAAGUGACAACGGCCGAGACGAAGACGGAAGAAAGUGCAGCCAUCACGACGACGGAGACAUUGACAACAUCUACGGAAUCAUCGUCAACAGCUUCGGUUCUUGUUACGGACCCUACCGUUGAUCUUUCCAAACCGUUUACGUUCACCAUCGUCACGCCGGAGAAGACGACCGUCACAAUCACGAGGACACCCCCGCCAUCAUCUUCGUUGAAGACGACCCCAACUGUCACGGCCGAGGCGUUUGCUGCAGCUGUUUCGGCUUCGAUCAACGGGGCAACAUCGACGACCGCAACGCCUCCUGUCGUUAGAACAGCUCCGAUUAACAGUCGGAGCAGAGUGAGGCCAGUGACUGGCAAUCGAGCUGAUCAAAUUAUUCGCACCAUCGGCAAUGUCUUCGGGACCAACAACAACAACAACAACGCCGCAGGAACGAAUACCAACUCUUCGUCUAGACGUACGAGACCCAUCAAUCGCAACAUAUUCAACACGGUUACCGAUGCGACGACAACAACCACGUCAACGGAAGCGGUAACUACAUCCAGCGAGCAGCCCAACAUUCAGACCGCUUCCAAUGUUGUUGCUGAAUCAACAACAAUUGCACCGGUCGACGAGGUUGCAACAGAGAAUCAAGUGUCGUCGACCCCAUCGAUCGCAGUGUCUUUUAUCCGACGAAGACCAACAACAACAACAGAAGCCUCAACAACAACGGAAAGCUCAACAACCGUAACAACAACAACAGAGGCAGAGAAAGAAAACAAGUCGGAUGAAGCCCUUGGUAUCGACGCAGAGGCGAUCGUCAACAAACGAGUUCGACCCAUCAACCGCAACAUUUUCAACAGAGUUACAAACCCAACAACAACAACAACAACAGCAACUGUUCAGAUUGAUGAGACGACCGUAGAAUUAGUCACCGAAGCUCAGACGUCCAGCCCAACAACAUCAGCAGCGCCAAGGGCUGGACCCCAGGCUGUUAGAUCAACGACUCGAUCGAUUUUCGAUUCGUUUUUUACGACGACAACCGAACCGACCGAAUCUACCAGCGCCACGACGGUUGAAUCCGAAGUGAAACCAAGCGAGGCCACAACUGCCGUGAUUACAUCUACGACCACAACCGAGUCGCCGACCACGAUUACUAGCACAACAGAAGCAUCAACGACAUCGACUACAACAGCCGAACCAACUUCUACACGUCGUGGAGGUAAUCGGAGAAUCGGAGGACGUAGGCCUUCGCCUGCUGUCGCGACAUCGACAACUGCUGCAUCCGUUGCGACCGAUGAUAUACCCGUAGCAGCCGUUCAAGGAGGAGGACAAUCAUUCGGCGGCCGACGUCCUGGAGCUAUUCGCAGGAGACCGACGUCAACAACGGCCCGAUCUGUAGAAGACAGUCCAGUAGAAAAUCAGGUGUCUAUUUCAACCCCGACGGUGGUAGUUUCUCUGCCCAAUAACCGAAGAAGGCUAUCAACAACAACAACAACAACUGAAAGCCCAACCACGGUGAAGGUCGACCCGACCACCACCAUCGCUCCGGUUCUGCUGGAGGAAUCCGUCACUACCCCAAUCCCACAAGAAGUGAACGUCGAAACAACUCAGGUGACUGAGCCCGUUGUCGUCUCGACAACAACCACAACAACCACAGUUGAGCCUUCUACGACCACCAGCCAAGCGGCUGUUGCAACCGAAAGCUCUUCCAUCAGCACAGCGGGCGGUCAAGAAGACAACGUGACAGUCGCCGAUAGCCAAUCAACGGAGACCCCCAAAAGUGUAGUUUCUCUUUUCGCCGGUAGGAGAAGAACAACCGCUGUUCCCAGCACGACCACGGCUGCCAAUGACGCUGUUGAAUUGAUUACAACGACGACGACAACAACCGCAGUUCCAGCCAUUGCUGUCACAGCUCGUCUGGCAAUUAGACGAAGGCCGACUGUUUCAACAGCGGCCACGACGACCGCUGCUUCCAUCGCCGAAGUCACCAGCGAAUCGAGUUCAACUACGGUCCGCGCAAACAACAAUGGCGGCGCAAUUGCUUCUCUCUUUGGUGGUCGAAGGAGAACGACGACUGCCAGUCCGGUAGUUAACGAGGCUCCAAUUCAAGCGGAGAACGCUGGAACAGGAUCUGCCGCAGUGGCUAGUUUGAUCAGCGCUAGACGGCCAGGGUCCGGACGGACGACUACCACGCCAACGACCACUACGACUCAGGAUGUUGUCGUCGAUUCGGCUGAACAACUGCUGGACGAGGAGAUCGAUGAGAACAUCGAUGUUUUCGACGAUGAAGAAGUUGUUGAGGAAGAAGAGAAUUUCUCAGUGGAAUCGUUUGGCAUUUCUUCGAAUUCCUUCGGAGGUAGAAGGAGGCCCAGCAGCACGGCCGCGCCCAUCUCCACGACGGGAUUGACUGGACUGUUGAGCGGAAGACGGCCAGGAGGUGGCCGUAGGAUCGAUACGAGCGUCCCAGCUGCCCAGGCUGUUGAGGCGGUAACUCAAGCACAGACAUCGACUGAAGCAGCGGCCGCUGUUGGUGGACUGGCCAGUCUUUUAGCUCGACGGCCUGCAGCUAGAACUACAACAACGACCGAAGCUGCAGUUCUAACUGAAUCGAACGAUGGAAUAGGAUCAGCUGCAGUGGCCAGCAUCAUUAGCGGUAGAAGGCCAGGAACGGGACGGACGACAACUGCCAGACCGACAUCUGAUGAUCAGGCAACGUCUGGAACAUCGAACGACACUCCGGUGACCAACAACGCAACGAACGGAAUCGCCGGCCUCUUUGGUGGCCGAAGACCCGGUGCUGGCCGGACAACAACAGCCCGUGCCAUCACCGAAUCGCAAAAUGGCACCGAAACAGAAGCGGCUGUUCCAGUCGCCACAGCCAACAAUACCUUGGCCAGUCUCGUGAGCGGACGUCGGCCAGGAGUCCGAACUACUACGACGACAGUUGCACCUCUACUGGCAGUUGAAUCAAACGAUGAAGCGUCCGACGAUGAAGUCCCAACGACUGUUACUACCCCGACUGAGGCGGUUGAAACUUCAUCCACUCCAGGUGGACUGGCCGGCCUUUUAGCUCGUCGCCCGUCAGUCAGAACAACGACAACAACCGAAGCUCCAGUGCGAAUUGAAUCGAAUGCUGGAACAGGAUCAGCUGCAGUGGCCAGUAUCAUCAGUGGACGGCGACCUGGAACUCGGACAACCACUGCCCGUGCAGUGACCAUUGAAUCGUCCAGUCCUGCUGAAGUAGAAGAGAAUCCAUCGGCUUCAAAUGCAACUUCAUCUACUGAAGCCACUGUCGCAUCCACCAAUGGAUUAGCCGGAUUACUCGCCAGACGGCCGGCCAGACCAACUACAACGACCACGACCACAGCGCUGCCGGUCGAGGAAACGACAACUGUCCGGCUAACACCUACAAGAGCUCCAGCCAACCGCUUCCGUCCGCUUACCUUGUCCACCACACCGGAGUCUUUGUUGGAAGUCGAACUUCCGGCCCUUUCCGCCCGUACUACUCGACUCUUGAGAAAUCGUACAUCUAAUACGCCGGAAGUGAACGGCGUUUCCAUUCAAGCGCAACAAAUUGGCGAGAGGAUCCGAUCGAGAGGCCGAAGUGCCAGUUCGGGAAUUGCCAGCACGACUAGCACUUCGACUGCCAGUAGCACGACGGUCACGGACGCGACAACAACUGCAGCAACAACAGAGGUACCAAUCACAACGACCACAUCUGCUCCGGUGACCACCAUUCAAACGGUAGCGGAUGUAGUGCAGCAAGAGUCAACAACAGUUGCGCCGACGUUGAUUGAAACCAGCAGCGCAGUCACUGCCGUGCCGGAUGAUUCUUCAAUCACCCUCUUCCCGGAGGGCGCCAUCGUGUUGGGUUUCUCUUCUUCGACCGAAAUCAGUGAGGUCAUCCAGAUUGUGGGCGAACUGCCACCGCGUUCGUCACGCAACGUCAGCAAUGACGGCAACAGCAAUCAAACGCCGCAAUGAUGGUUGUGUCUGGUGGUACUGAUGGUAGGACUAGUGAUUUCAUAUUAAAGAUAUGUGCUAGAAAAUGCAAAAAAAAUAUGAUAGGGCGUCGAGUUGAAGAGAGGGGGGGUUCAAAAACAACAACAACAGAAAUCCACAGUACCAUCUGUGAUGAGGAUUGACGAUGUAAAGCUCUAAUUAUUUUUAAAUGACUUGUCGGCUGUAUAUAUGGGUGUGUAAUAAUAAAACCUUUGCAUAUUCUUCAAUCCUUCGAUGCAAAUACAACGUUCUGAUGUAGAAAAUAACAACAGAUAUAGUCUUUUUACUAACUCGAUAUUUCGUGUUUGUUUUUUUUUUUUACUCUGCUGAUAUUAUAGAUUCCUUUUUGGUUUAUUAUUUUUCUAUUAAGCGCAAUGAUUCGACUAGCUCACAUUGAACCAUUGUUUGAGCGAUGAUGAAUGAAUUUUUCGUUUACUCGUUUUUUUUUCCUUUUUUCCGGCUCAAAAUUUCGUGUUUUUUUUUUUCUUAACCGGUACAGUAUUUUAUUAUUUCUAAAUGGUAUAUUAGUACAUUGUAUUCAAACAUUAUGCAGAAAUGGAAAAGAAAAAUGUAUAAAAUAUACGAGCGUGAAUUGCUAUUAAACUCUACU
Molecule: messenger RNA, 6133 nt
Organism: Daphnia magna
Lineage: Eukaryota; Metazoa; Arthropoda; Branchiopoda; Diplostraca; Daphniidae
Product: mucin-2
Exons: 3
Coding region: 250-5505 (1751 amino acids)
Source: RefSeq, a predicted model, not a curated record